Messenger RNA from Danio aesculapii, 936 nucleotides. It is a transcript of the gene bloc1s3, whose product is annotated as biogenesis of lysosomal organelles complex-1, subunit 3. Bases 81 to 695 code for a protein of 204 amino acids. The transcript is spliced from 3 exons. Lineage: Eukaryota; Metazoa; Chordata; Actinopteri; Cypriniformes; Danionidae. The record is from RefSeq and is a predicted model, not a curated record. Gene Ontology annotation, cellular component: BLOC-1 complex.
CUUCCUGUUUCAAGUUGAUUUCUCGUGACAAAUCUUAUGACAUUUGGAUUGUGGAAACAAACACCAGCAGAUGCAGAACCAUGGCAAGCAACAAAUUCCAGAUCGUGGUUCAGGGAGAGGCGUCUGAAACGGACUCGGAUGAUGAAGUGUACAUGAACUCUGCUCCCGCAGUCCCUGCUUCAUUAUCCUCCUCCUCAUCUGGAAUGAAGGUGGCUGGAGAGGCGUCAGAGACAGACAGUGAGGAUGAGGAGGAGAGAGCGUGUAGACUGAUCUCUGAAAGCCAACAGCAGAUGCUCCGCAAAGACCUUCCUCCUCUCAUCGUCAUCAGAAACAGCCCAGCUACUGCCUGCGCACAAGAGGACAGAUCAUCGCCUGUGUCCAGACCCGAUGCAGGACGCUUCAGCACGUUGCUCCAGCAGAAACUCCAGGAGAGUAAUGCACGGCUGUGUGUGGACAUCAGUCAAAGCUUAAAACAGGUUUAUCAGAAUGCAGCCAGAGACAUCCGACAGGCGACCGGACACCUCAACAACUCUCAGACAGGCAUCAUCAACGCCUCACACAGCAUCAGACUCAUUCUGGAGGACCUGAAGUCCGUUUCAGAGAAGAUCGACAUCAUCACCAGCUGCAAACUGCUGCCGGACAUCACCAUGCCGAGCCCAGGGUCUGCACAGCCUUUGGCUAAUGCUGGACACUGAGUUCAGGAAGAUGCAGGUAAAGCACAAGUGGUGGGAAAUAUAGGCCUGCUGUUAACAUGCAUAAUAUGUAAAUGUAAUGUAUAUAAGUGAUGCUUUUUGAGAUCUUAUAUGCAGUGUGACGUGUUGAGAGUCUGCAGUCAUUAAUCAAUAAAGUCAUGAUUAGCAGUAAUCAACCUUUAAUUAAUAAGAUGGACAUAUCUGGGGGGAUUUGUGGGAUGUACUAAUUAGGAAAUAGAGGAAA